Messenger RNA from Striga hermonthica, 1338 nucleotides. The record is from the annotation of a GenBank genome assembly. Lineage: Eukaryota; Viridiplantae; Streptophyta; Magnoliopsida; Lamiales; Orobanchaceae.
AUGAGUCGACCAUCUUCAAACCUUGAAGCUCAAUCCCUAAACCCCGCCGAUAUUUUUCUCUUCCGGUUACCGGCUGCAGUUUCAUCGAGGUUAUCCAGAAUGGAAAUUGCUGUUGCUUUUCGAGCUUCUAAUUGGGCGUCAACCCGAUGUGGCCCGGACCGACCCGAUUUGAGGGUCGGUUCGAGGUGCCUGCCCUUCAACGCCUCGAUUCAGCAAAGACAUUCAAUUUACCCAGUGAUGCUGGCCAACGGGAAGGUGAACCUCUUGAGCAGGAGACGCACUGUGAUCAGAGCUUGUAUGCAACCUUCUGAUUCUGGCAACCCGACUGCUCCUGUUGCACCGCUUAAGUUGGAAUCUCCAAUUGGUCAAUUCCUGUCUGAGAUGCUAGUGACCCACCCACAUCUCGUCCCGGAUGCUGUUGAGCAGCAGCUUGAGAAGCUUCAGAUCGACCGUGAUGCCGAUAAAGAGAAAGAGAAGCCAUCUGCAUCCGGCAGCGAUCUUGUGUUAUACAGGAGAAUUGCCGAGGUCAAAGCCAACGAAAGGGACAAGGCCUUGGAAGAAAUACUCUACGCUCUAGUGGUGCAGAAAUUCAUGGAUGCUGACGUGCCCCUGGUCCCCACAAUUGCCCAAUCUUCCCCCAGCAUUUCAGGUUGUGUUGACACGUGGCCUGCCAUGGAAGAUCAGAAGCUCGAGCGCCUCCACUCGCCCGAAGCCUACGAGAUGAUCCAAAACCAUCUCGCCCUCAUUCUUGGCAAACGCCUCGGCCACUCCAGCUCGAUCGCCCAAAUAAGCAAGCGCAGGGCUGGCCAGGUGUAUGCUGCCUCAGUAAUAUAUGGCUAUUUUCUUAAAAGGGUCGACCAGAGGUUUCAGCUAGAGAAGACCAUGAAAUUUCUUCCCGAAGGCACGGAUGGUGAAGUGACUCUGACAGAAGUAAUGGCGGAUGAGAGGAUACCUGCAGAAGUUUCUCCCGAUAACCCCCUGAAGCAUCCGGAAGUUUCUUCUUGGUCGGAUGGUGUUGAUAAUGGAAGUUAUGUCGAGUUAAAGCCAUGCCGGCUGCGGACGUAUGUGAUGUCGUUUGAUGGGGAGACUCUUCAGAGGUACGCGAAUAUUAGGUCUAAGGAGGCUGUCAAUAUUAUCGAGAAACAUACGGAGGCUCUGUUUGGUAGGCCCGAGAUGAUCUUCACGCCAGAUGGGAACAUUGACUCUUCUAAAGACGUGAAGAUUAUGAUCAGCUUUGGUGGGCUGAGGAGAGUUUUUCUGGAGGCCGUGACUUUCGGCUCUAUCCUUUGGGAUGUCGAGAGUUAUGUGGACUCGAGGUACCAUUUUGUCACGCAUUGA